AAGGUAAGGAUUCAUUUAUGAGAAAGAGUGAACCUACUGCUUGUAGCUAAAACAUUACAGGAGACCUUAAAAAGGGGUAUAAUGGUCCCUAUGUGAAAUGAACCUGAAAUAUUUUUAUAAAUUAUUUGUGCAUGACUAUCUUUUGUUGAUAGCACUAGGAAGACUUCUAAUGUUUAAAUACUUUAUUUGCCCUCAAUUACUAUUUAAAAGUCCUAUAAUUUUAAGUAAUUUUACAGCUGACAAAGAUAAAUAUUUUUUUCUUUUAGUUUUUCUAAUGUCUUGGAGGUAAAGUGGAAAUGGCCUGUUUUGACACAUAAUUUCUAGAACUUGGAGUUAAUUUGAUCAGUUACAUUUGGGUUUUUUUCAGUUUCCAGUUUUGUGUUGUAUAACACUUCUUCCUGCUUUCAGUACUUUCUCAGUCUUGCAAAUAGUCUUUAACUUUUCAAUUUUGUUCUAUAAAUAUUUCUUAGUAACUACAGUUUCACAUUCACCAAUGUCAUGGAACUUCUGCUGAAUGCCAUGUGUGUCCCAGGCUCUGUGGAAACAGAGAUAAAUAUGUUUCCUUCUUUCAGUAAGUUCAGAGUUUGUUGCAUGAACCGGACAAGUCAAUAGUUAAUUGUUAAACAAUGUGACACAUGCUUUUAACAGCAGUAUAUACACUGGCAAACUCAGAUGAGUUAAGACUCACACUGCACGUAUAACUGGCAAUGCCUACUGGAGGACAGGACUGGAAUGAACUCUUGAGGAAUAAGUAGGAUAGGGGAAGGUAGUAAAAGCACAAAGGUUAGAUAUGUUUAGGUCCACUUGGGCAGUUAGAGAAGAAUAACAGUUUGGAUUCUAGUAAUAAUAUUAGGUCAUAUGGUAGACUUCGAUUAAAGCUUGUAUUAUUAUUAAUAAUAAUAUUUCUUGUGUUCCUAAUUUUAUUUGGGCUUUGAACUGCAGAUCUGUAUUAAUGUUGACCAAACUAUUAUUUAAAACUUUACCUUCAACACCUGUGAAAAGGGAAAAAUUUUCACCUAUUUUUCAUUACUAUUUUAAUUAAAUACAAGGAGAAUAUAUCAGUGUAACAUGGGGAAUAAUUCCCAGGCUUAGAACUUGGAUAAUGUUUCAAAAUCAUACUUAAGGCCGGGCCUGGUGGCUCACGCCUAUAAUCCCUGCACUUUGAGAAGCUGAGGCGGGCAGAUCGCUUGAGGUCAGGAGUUUGAGACCAGCCUGGCCAAUGUAGCGAAACCCCGUCUCUACUAAAAAUACAAAAAAUUAGCUGGGCGUGGUGGCAGGCACCUUUAAUCCCAGCUACUCUGGAGGCUGAGGCAGGAGAAUCUCUUGAACCCGGGAGGUGGAGGUUGCGGUAAGCCGAGAACGUGCUACUGCACUCCAGCCUAGGCGACAGAGUGAGACUCUGUCUCAAAAAAAAAUAAAUAAAUAAAAUUAAAAUAAAAAGCAAUACUUAAAUGUCUUUUCUCAGCAUUUAUGUAUCAUGUUAAGAGUAACAUUUAUGAACUUUCUUAGAAUUCAUGGUAAAGUUUUUUUUUGUAUAAUCAUUUAAAAUGUACUCUUUUUUGAGUACACUUUAAAAAACACUUUGCAUACUUACUUGACAGUGCCACUCUUUAGGUAAGUCAGACUGUAUGGUCAACAGUUAUACCCUAGAAGCAGGCUUUGUAAUUGUCUUGUAUGAUUUAAAAGUUCUCUGAACUUGAGAAUUGACUAAUUUUUCACGCAGUAUUUUUUGGGUUUUUUUGUUUUUAAGACAGGGUCUCUUUUUCACGCGUUUUUUUUGUUUUUGUUUUUGUUUUUGUUUUCAAGACAGGGUCUCGCUCUGUCACCCAGACUAGAGUGCAGUGGCACAAUCAUGGGGCUCAUUGCAGCCCUGACCUCCCUGGGCUCAAGUGAUCCUCCCACUUUAACCUCUCGUGUAACUGGACUACAGGAACUCUAAUGAAUCAUUGAUUGACCAGCACUAUUUUACCAGUUGGAAUGAAUGAUCAGAAAUGGGCAUAGUGCUUUUAGAUCCAACAUGUAACAGAUGGAUGUUACUCCAUGCUGAUUACUUCUUCAAGCCAGUACUUUUUUGAUUGUGUAGGAUCUUUGUCUCUUCAUCUUUGAAUUCAAUUACUGGAAAAUAAAAGGAGUUCAUGUAGUUUUUGUCCAGGCUUGAGUCACCAUGAGUAGUAGUUUAGGAAAAGAAAAAGACUCUAAAGAAAAAGAUCCCAAAGUACCAUCAGCCAAGGAAAGAGAAAAGGAGGCAAAAGCCUCUGGAGGUUUUGGGAAAGAGAGCAAAGAAAAAGAACCUAAGACCAAAGGGAAAGAUGCCAAAGAUGGAAAGAAGGACUCCAGUGCUGCCCAACCAGGGGUGGCAUUUUCAGUUGACAAUACGAUCAAACGGCCAAACCCAGCACCUGGGACUAGAAAAAAAUCCAGCAAUGCAGAGGUGAUUAAAGAGCUCAACAAAUGCCGGGAAGAGAAUUCAAUGCGUUUGGACUUAUCCAAGAGAUCUAUACACAUAUUGCCAUCAUCAAUCAAAGAGUUGACUCAAUUAACAGAACUUUAUUUAUACAGUAACAAAUUGCAGUCCCUCCCAGCAGAGGUGGGAUGUUUAGUAAAUCUCAUGACACUGGCUCUAAGUGAAAAUUCACUUACCAGUUUGCCUGACUCUCUUGAUAACUUGAAGAAGCUGCGGAUGCUUGAUUUACGGCAUAAUAAACUGAGAGAAAUUCCUUCAGUGGUGUAUAGGCUGGAUUCUCUCACCACUCUUUACCUUCGCUUUAAUCGUAUAACUACUGUGGAAAAGGACAUCAAAAACUUGUCAAAACUCAGCAUGCUUAGCAUUCGAGAGAACAAAAUUAAACAACUACCUGCUGAAAUUGGUGAAUUAUGUAACCUCAUUACGCUGGAUGUAGCUCACAAUCAACUUGAACACCUUCCAAAGGAGAUUGGAAACUGUACACAGAUAACCAACCUUGACUUGCAGCACAAUGAACUGCUAGACCUCCCAGAUACUAUAGGAAACCUGUCCAGUUUAAGUCGUCUUGGUCUGAGAUAUAACAGACUGUCAGCAAUACCCAGAUCAUUAGCAAAAUGCAGUGCACUUGAAGAAUUAAAUUUAGAGAACAAUAACAUUUCUACUUUACCAGAGAGUCUUUUAUCAAGUCUUGUGAAACUGAAUAGUUUGACCUUAGCUAGAAAUUGCUUCCAGUUGUAUCCAGUAGGUGGUCCAUCUCAGUUUUCUACCAUCUAUUCCCUCAACAUGGAACACAAUCGAAUCAAUAAAAUUCCAUUUGGAAUUUUCUCCAGAGCAAAAGUAUUAAGUAAGCUGAAUAUGAAGGACAAUCAGUUAACAUCACUUCCCUUGGAUUUUGGAACUUGGACCAGUAUGGUAGAAUUGAAUUUAGCCACUAAUCAGCUCACAAAGAUCCCUGAGGAUGUGUCUGGUCUCGUUUCUCUUGAGGUUCUUAUCUUAUCAAACAAUCUUCUAAAGAAGCUUCCCCAUGGUCUUGGAAACCUUAGGAAGUUAAGAGAGUUGGAUCUAGAAGAGAACAAAUUGGAAUCCUUGCCAAAUGAAAUUGCAUAUCUUAAGGAUUUACAGAAAUUAGUCUUGACAAACAACCAGUUGACCACUCUUCCCAGAGGCAUUGGUCACCUUACUAAUCUCACACAUCUGGGCCUUGGAGAGAACCUACUUACUCACCUUCCUGAAGAAAUUGGUACACUGGAGAACCUAGAAGAACUGUAUUUGAAUGACAACCCCAACCUGCAUAGCCUUCCCUUUGAGCUGGCACUCUGCAGCAAGCUUUCAAUCAUGAGUAUUGAGAACUGUCCACUCAGUCACCUUCCACCUCAGAUUGUUGCCGGGGGGCCUUCUUUCAUCAUUCAGUUCUUAAAGAUGCAGGGUCCAUAUCGUGCCAUGGUCUGAUAUAAAUCUGCUGGUCCCACACACUGUUCAAAAAUAGACUGCCAUUAAUGUUUCUUAUCUAUAUCUGUAUCUAUUUAUGUAGAUAUUGGUAUAUGGCAGAUUUAUAAAAAUUGCAUUAUGUGUUUCUGCUAAUAGAGGAAUCAUAGCCAUUUAGAAUUUUUUUAAAAUUCUGUACAAAAGGCUUAUAUAAGUUUUCUUUGCUGAAUUUGAUGGAUGUUUUUCUGUUGUGUAAUCUGAUAUGCCAGUUUGCUUAAAACAUUUGCCAACACAUUAUGAAGUUAUUAAAUUUAAGGGACAGAGGUAGUAUAGUUAGAUAUACUUUCUCUUAGGAAAAAUAAUGGGCAAAAAAUUUUGUUGCAACUUUUCAUAUAUAUUUUCCCAUUACCAAUUGUUGUAUCCUUAUAGUAUUGUAGGCCCUGAAAGUAGAAUUUUUCUUUAACUUAUUUUGAGAUUUGAGAUUUAAAUUUUAUGUAUUGUUUACAGUCAGAGUAAAUCACUGGAUUUCUUUUGUUUGUUUUGAUUUGCUCUGUUUUAUUCAGUCAAAUCUAGAGUUUGAAUCCUCUGCUAAAGAAUUUGCAUCAACUGGUGUAAACAGCGAAAGGUAUUUGCUUGUUGAAAAAAAAAACUGGCAAAGUGAAAAGAUACAGUCAAAAAUCUAGAAUUUCUUUAAUUUUGCUUCUCUGACGAGUUGUGAAGCAAAAUACCUGAAGUGAGUCUUUGGGUAGGGGAAGGGUAUUGAGACCUUUUCUAAUAUGAAUAUUUUUUAAGUUUGGGGGAAGAGAAACUUGUAGUGAAAAGGAGUUUUUUCAUUCCUGAAAGUUGCAGAUCCACAAAACUAACAGGAUAAUUGGGCAAAUAAAUUACAUAUAAACACACACAAUCUAUAUAUGUAUAUACAAUGCUAUAUAGAUAUGUAUUUAUUAUAUCAUAAACUACAGUAGGUAACUUUAAGGAUUUCUUCCUAUCCUUGUACAAUGACAUGAAUGUCUUUCUUUGAAAACUGCAAUGUAUGUAUGUUUCAAGGUUAUUUAACAGUGUACUAUGGUUUUAUAUCUUGACUUGCCUUGUACAUCUUUCAAUUCUGGAAUAUCUGUGUCUAAGCACAAUAUCUUCACACUGUGCUGUAUUGCUGCUGAACUAAAUGCACUUUUCCCCACAUAUGGGGCACUGGCUUCAAACAAUUCAGUUCAGUAUCAUUACUUUUAAUCUCAUCUUUCCUUUCUUGGUAGUUGUUAAUACAGUUAUGGAAAAGAGGCACAUUGCAUAGAAGCCAUUGGGGAGUUCAGUGGAAGUUCUGUAAGAUGUGCAUGUACUAUUUGAUGUAUUUUCUUUGCUUCACUGCUUUUAAUACUUAGCAGUAUUGUUGGUCUAAGUCAAUUUGAUUAUUGAGGAGUCUCAGAGCAAGGUGCGUUCUAGAUGUCAUCCUAAAAAACACUUCAUAUAUAAUUAAUCACUAUUUUGUAUAAUUACAUAUUGCUGCUUGUGUUUUUUUUUUUUUUUCCAUUUAGUUGGGCGUUGUGUUUUACACAAAACCAUUUUUGAAUUAAGGCUAUGAUAUUAAGAUAGAAAUUUGGACUGUUGUUCUGCUUUUCCUGGCACUCAAAUUCAUGACUAGUUUUGAGGUCAAACCUAUGUUCGUAAUUAGAGAUUUUAUAAGGAUCAACUAAGAAAUGGAAGGCAGGUGAAGAUAUAAAACCCUAGAAUGCUUAAAUGUGCUGUAAAACUAUUGUAGAUGUCACUGGAUUUUACCAAGUAAUAUCCUUUCUUUUUUUUUUUCCCCCCCCAUCUACUGUGGCUUUUCAGUUAAAAUUUUGUUUAUAAAAGGAAUUUGUUUAUUACAGCUCUACCUA
This is a messenger RNA of Pan troglodytes (chimpanzee), 5763 nucleotides long. It is a transcript of the gene SHOC2, whose product is annotated as SHOC2 leucine rich repeat scaffold protein. Gene Ontology annotation, cellular component: cytoplasm. The record is from RefSeq and is a predicted model, not a curated record. The coding region runs from base 2165 to 3913 and encodes 582 amino acids. Gene Ontology annotation, molecular function: protein binding. The transcript is spliced from 9 exons. Lineage: Eukaryota; Metazoa; Chordata; Mammalia; Primates; Hominidae.